AUGAAUAUCAAAAUAUCCGAAGAACGCUACUUGACAGAUGAUGAGAGCACAAGCUUCAUAGAGAGUGAAAGUGAAACUAUUGACAAACAAGAUGAAUACAUUGAAAAAUAUGAUUUUAGACACAAGCUAUUUGAUGCUCUAUGCUCUUUUAGAAUUAUUCUGCCAGUCUUGGGCUUAAUACUAAUUAUGCUUUCAUACUUUCUCUGGAAUGUUCCAGUCGAAGGAACCAAAGACACCUACAAAGAGAUUCACUUUGGGAGUGUCUUCUUUGCCUGUGGUUGCUCUCUUAUUGUCUCAAUUACUCUUGGUACGGUCUUCGAAAGCAUCAGUAUGAACUAUCUCAAGAAAAGCAGGGGAGAUGCGUCAUACUGUUAUUAUUUUAAUGAGUUAUCCUUUCAUAUCUCUGGCCUUCUCGUCAUGGCUACUAUCCAGGCCUUUCUAAUGAGAAAGUACGAGGAUUUUUAUCUUGUUGACCUCCUUGGCAUUAAGCUAUAUCUUCUUUAUUCUCUUAGAUUGAUGAUGUUUGCAUCUAUCAUUCUAGGACUGCUAAAGGCUGCGGUAAAAUAUGUUUCAAUGCGAUUUAACUAUAACAUGUACAUAAAUAGUAUCAGGAAGUGUAUUCUCUUUGAUUUCUUUGUGUCUUUAAUAUCUACAGUUAAGGAGGACGAGGACAGUGAAAGAAUUGCAAGGAUCUCUAUUGAGAAAGAGCCUGAGAGCAUUCUGAAGGACUUUUUGGGAACAACGUCAACGCCGCUAAAUACUUUUAUUCUUCAGAAAAGAUUCAGAGUCGAGGAUGCCAGUCAGCUGAGCUUUGGAGAAAAGAGACUGCUGAUCAAGGAGUUCCUGAAUCUUGAAGAUAGAAACAAAAUGUACUCUGGAAGUCUUCCUGUUGUUUUGGGUAAGAUCAAGGACAAGGCAGAGUCUAGAGCAAACAAACUGGUAAGGAAGCUUAGAAGACAGGACAAAGUCAAGAAGGCGGGUGAUAUCUCCAAAUUCUUUUCUGAUCAAGGAGUGUUUAAAUUUUUGCUUUCUCAAUUGAAGAUCAAGCCCGAGGAGCCGAUUGAAAAAGAUAAUAUUGCGCAUGUCAUAGAGAAGACGUACAAGGACAAGUACGUUAUUAAAAAGAAUCUGGAGCAAAUCAACUCAGCUAUCCAGAGAGUAUCUUUUGUUACAAAACUGGUAAUCUACAUUGCCACGGCUGUGUUUAUGUUUAUCUCUGCAUCUAUACAAAUAGACUACUUGUCUGCAAUACUCUCUGGAAUAUUUGGCACCCAAUUCAUCUCAAAGAUACUCUCCGAUGGUGUUUUACAGUCUAUUAUUUUUCUCUUUGUAAUACACCCGUUUGAUAUUGGGGACAGAGUUUUUAUCAGGCUGGGCGAUACAGUAGAAAAUCUUGUUGUUGCAGAGCUGAACAUUUUCUCAACGACGUUCUACAAAUUUGACGGCACAUCGUUCUUUGUUCCGAACAGUGUAAUGAUAGGUACACAUAUCAGUAAUAUUAGAAGAUCUAAGAAUAUUAUGGAAUCCCAUUCAAUUCAAAUAGACAGCAAUACAAAACCAAAGAAGCUUGUAAAGCUGAGAGAAAUGCUAGUGGAGUUUUGUAGACACAACACACCGUUCUACACCGACUACAUUCUUGUAAACUACGAGUCUAUUGAGAAUUCAAAUAAACUGUAUAUCAAAAUUCUGAUGCAAUACAAGGGAAAUUUCCAGAAUUACGAAUACUAUCUGAAGAGAAGAAGCGAGUUUGUGUGUGAAUUGGGUAGAUGCUUGAAGCACUUGAAGAUCGGCUAUUCGCUGCCAACACAGAAGGUGAGGAUAGUCCAAGAGGAGUAG
Vittaforma corneae ATCC 50505 is the source of this 1836-nucleotide messenger RNA. RefSeq lists its product as uncharacterized. The transcript has a single exon. Gene Ontology annotation, molecular function: mechanosensitive monoatomic ion channel activity. The coding region runs from base 1 to 1836 and encodes 611 amino acids. Gene Ontology annotation, biological process: transmembrane transport; monoatomic anion transport. The record is from RefSeq and is a predicted model, not a curated record. NCBI's taxonomy places the organism in Eukaryota, Fungi, Microsporidia, Nosematidae. Gene Ontology annotation, cellular component: plasma membrane.